AUGUUGAGAUGCCGAAAGCUGCUGGUCCUAUGUUGCUGUCUUGGCAACCGGGCAAGCCACCCUGACACGAACUGCGGAGACGAUGCAGGCAUCUCUUGCCAGGCUCAUGCAGAUGCAGCCUUUGCUUCCAAGGAGCACCGGGAUGAUCCAGACAUGGCUUGGCGAAGUAGGUGCAACAUCAAGAGGAUCCAGUGGCCUCGUGUGCAGGCAAUGCUGUCCCUCCCCGAUGAGCCCUACGUAGUGGAGGUGCCAAGGAACUGGAACACAAGGAUACGUCGCAGUUUGGAGCAUGAUGUCCUCCUUGGCUCCAUGGGAAAUGUUACUUGCACGCCAAGCCAAGCGGGCAGCAAGCGGAUAGGCACCUUCGAGAUGACCUUGGCCCAGUACCUUCAAGAAUGGCUACCAAAGCCUAUCAGUAAGAAUGCCGAGGACAACCGAUAUGUUUUCGGCGAGUUUGGAGAGAACUGGGCGCCUCUUCGAGAAUCCUACAAGUUGCCGCCCUGCCAAGUCUGUACACCAGCUGCAGCUGCCAUAACGAUAGGUCUCGGGGGCUCCUUCUCUGGUGCACCAUGGCACUUCCACAACGCUGCUUUCGUGGAGGUCUUCCAUGGCUCGAAGCACUUCGCAUUUCUGCCUCCCGGAGAUCCUGCAAUUGAAGAUAUAGAGACUGACAUGCAGUUCAAUGCAUCAAUGUCGCAGUACCACUGGCACCUAGAGCGGAGACCGGACAUGGAAGUUUCUGGCCAGCUGCGGAAUUUGCAAGAGUGCUUAAUUCAGUCCGGCGAGCUACUUUACUUCCCGGACGGGUGGCAUCAUGGCGUGGUAAACUUCGGGAAAUACACAGCUUUUGUGAGCAGCUUCAUCAACAGGGACCUGCUGAAGCAGGCUGCACCAACUACUCUGAAGCUGCUCCGGAAAGCGGCAAAGCGAGCCAAGGCGAUGGUCGAUGUCGAAGGAAGUCAAUGCGGAAGCGAUAUGGCAUCGUCCAUAACGUUCUUGCAAGAGGAGUCCACUUUUUGGAACCUCACGUAUUGUACUCUAUGCCGCUACGAUGCGCUGUUUGGGCCGGGGCAUAAAGAGGGAGGGGGACUUCAUGCUGCCGUUCCAGACGAGGUGUUUGCAGCUUUGGAGAGGGAGUCCCUAAGCAAGUUGGAGUGCUUUGCAUCGCCGCUGCUGUGCCAGAAGACCUGGCACUUCUGCUCCAUUUUCAAAGACCUGGAUGUGUUCUUCGGCUCUUUGGGCCCAUUUCUGGAGGAAGACUUGGACAUAGGGACCGCGGGCGGGGUCUAUGAAGUCAACCCACCCUUCGUUCGUGGCUUGGUGCUACGACUUGCCAAGAAGCUGCUGGCUGCCUUUGAAAGCGCUGUGCUGCACAAGAAAGUCCUUCAUGUUUUUCUCGUUCUACCAGGUCUUCCUGAAAACCCAACUGAGGAAGAGCAUGCUUUGGGAGAGCUGCUGCAAAGCCGGUUCAAAGUUGCCAUAUCAGAGCGGCGGCGGCGCGCAUUCACGAACGGGCUUGCCUUUAAGACGGAUCAUGUGUGGCCCCUCUUUGCUGUUUCCACCACUGUCGCCCUUCUCACUUCGCAGCCGGAUUCGGUGGGUCAGCUUACUGAGCAGUUUGAUGGAAUCUGCAGGCUUUGGGGAGAAGUUGAUGCUGGCGAUAAAAAGGCUAGAGUCGGAGAUCGGUGA
This is a messenger RNA of Symbiodinium sp. CCMP2592, 1689 nucleotides long. The record is from the annotation of a GenBank genome assembly. Lineage: Eukaryota; Dinophyceae; Suessiales; Symbiodiniaceae.